This is a messenger RNA of Dinoponera quadriceps, 1400 nucleotides long. Its product is annotated as pro-resilin-like. NCBI's taxonomy places the organism in Eukaryota, Metazoa, Arthropoda, Insecta, Hymenoptera, Formicidae. Bases 90 to 857 code for a protein of 255 amino acids. The record is from RefSeq and is a predicted model, not a curated record. The transcript is spliced from 4 exons. Gene Ontology annotation, cellular component: extracellular matrix.
AUAAACUGUAACAAAGGGUUCGCGCGGUAUAUAAACUCCCCGGUGGAUCAUCUUCUCAGUUCGCCUUGCGUCUUCGGUCCUACAGCAAUAUGAAUUGCCACCAGUUGGCCAAGCUGGUCUUGGUGCUAUCGUAUCUCGGCAGCGAUGUCCUCGCUGGUCUCUUGCCAGGCGGUGAUGCCGCAGGAUAUCAAUAUAACCGACCUGGCAGCGGUGGAUUCGUCGGCGGCGGAGGUUUUAAUGUAGGCGCUGACGCUGGUUUCAACAUCGGCGGUGGUCGCGGUGAUUUCGGCAGCUACAGAAGACCCACCCAGGUUUACGGUCCGCCCGGUGGUGGAGGCGGCGACGCUUUCAACAGGCCGGGUGCUGUUGGCGGUGCGUUCGGACCAUCAACGUCUUAUAGACAUCCGCAGUUCGGCGACGAUGGUAGCGGUAGCUAUCAGGACCGCGGUCUAUCCGGAGGAUAUCAAGGAGGAGGAGGAUUCAGCGGACGUGACACUGGAAGGCCACAGCCGUACAGCUUCCAAUAUGAAGUAGUCGAUCCACCAAGUGGUAACGAUUAUGCUCAACGCGAAAACAGCGAUGGCAACGUUGUUCAAGGAGAGUAUAGAGUCCUGUUACCGGAUUCGAGGACGCAGAUUGUCCGCUAUAUGGCUGACGACGUGAAUGGAUACAACGCGGACGUACAGUACGAGGGACAAGCGCAAUUCCCUCGCGGAGGCGGUCCGGGAGGGUAUCAGAGUGAUAGUUUCGGCGGUGGAUAUCAAGGAGGUAGAGGCGGUUUCAGUGGAGGCGGUUUUAUCGGCAGCGACAGCGCUAGCAAUCAAUAUUUGCCUCCGCGUAACACUUACCUCAAAUAAACAACGUCCAACACAGGCUCGACUUAGCCAAAAUAUGACAUAUAUUGUGCGCACUUUCGGCGACAACCAUUACGGACCUCUCUCGUUUACGGCUUUUAUUCUGACACACUGUACUUCCGUUCCUCCCCCCUCCCCCCACACACAUACAUACAUACACACUACCUUUUCCCCAAUAUCACUUGCAUAUUACAGAUAAUCGCCUUCAUCCAUAUUUAAUGAUUAUUACACAAGGCUAAUUAGGAUAACUUCAUACUAUGCAUGCAUGCAUGUAUGUGUGUAUGUGUGUGAGUGUGUGUACGCGUAUUUAUAUAUGAUAUAUAUACUUGAUUUUGUAUAUGGUAAAUAUAUUAUCGAAUAUAUAUAUAUGUAUACGCUUGUACCUUUCGCUAAAGCGAUUGUGAAACUCUUACAAUAUAUACGUAUUUAUACAAGCUUGUAGUAAAACAUAUAUAAAGUACCCUUUCUAUUUAAAUAUUAUGCAGUCUCGUAUCAUUUGUUUCCAAUUCGCUUUAAUUGAUUGCUUCAAUUGAUUAUUAUAUUAAU